Helicoverpa armigera (cotton bollworm) is the source of this 4234-nucleotide messenger RNA. RefSeq lists its product as uncharacterized. Lineage: Eukaryota; Metazoa; Arthropoda; Insecta; Lepidoptera; Noctuidae. Gene Ontology annotation, molecular function: UDP-glycosyltransferase activity. The transcript has 9 exons. The record is from RefSeq and is a predicted model, not a curated record. The coding region runs from base 609 to 3911 and encodes 1100 amino acids.
AGAAAUGAGUGCUGGAGCAUUUUUAUUAUCGCCGUCAAACUUGCCAACUGCACUAAAUGGACGCGAACAGGCGAAAUGACCCUAGCUGAAACUCUGUCAAUACCUUCAUUUGACUAUUUUAUAUUUUCGCUCGAACUCUCAUUAAUGUCCACCAGUUACCUAUUCAAUUUUAAAAAGCUUACCAAAAUCGGUUCUUCAUAAAUUAUCUAUAUUCCCUUCGACAAACUCAUAUAACGAUAAAUCGUCUACAUACCAUGAUUUUUGUUUAUUACUUACACUUACGUAAAACACUAAACUAAUGGAUGAUGAUACUUAUUUACAUUUGUGGAAAAUAUCAGCGAAAAGUGGACAAUAAUCAUGAUGAUAACACUGUCUUGUCAUCGUUUAUGUAAGUAUUAUAUCACAUAUAUUUAACAGUCAACAAUAUAUGCCUACAGUGACGUGAAGGAGUAUCAGUAUGAUAGGCGAGUUGUCGCGAGAUAGGUCAGUCUGGUGCCGGAGGCCACCGAGAACCGGCGUGCACACUGGUCGGCACGUUUGCGCCAACACGAUUUGCGCGCAUUACUCGACACAACAUACUCGCGACACCCGCGGCCUUCGAAUUCACGAUGAAGCCGAGUGCACUAAUUGUUACAUUAUUAUCAUUACUGGUGUUAACAGACUAUGCCUGCAGUCUAAAUAUCCUCGGAAUAUUUCCGUACCAUGGCAAAAGCCAUUUUAUUGUGUUCCGUGUUUUUUUACGUGAACUUGCCAAACGAGGUCAUAAUGUGACUGUUAUUUCUCAUUUCCCAGAACAGGAUCCACCUGAAAAUUAUCAUGAUAUUAGUUUAGCUGGAAGUAUAAAAGCCAUAGAGGGCGAGACACCAUUUGAGAGCUCAUACUUCACUCUAUUUCUUGUCAGUCUAUACCUUGCAACCACCGGUGUAGAUAAUUGCAAAGUAUUGCUAGCCGACGACAAAGUGCAAAGAUUAAUUAAGGAAAAACCAAAGUUCGACGUAAUUGUUGUGGAGCAGUUCAAUAGCGAUUGCGCUUUGGGUAUAGCCUAUAAGUUCCAAGCUCCUGUUGUGGGCAUAAUGUCGCACAUACUGAUGCCUUACCAUUAUGAAAGAUUAGGUGUCCCUUACAAUCCAGCGUAUGUCCCUUUCCAUUUCCUAGAAGGAGGAACUAAACCCUCAUUGUAUCAUAGAGUGGAGAGAACAAUAUUUGACUUCUACUUUAGAAUGCUUAAUCGUUAUUACACUCAAAGGAGUAACCAGAACACGCUUGCUCAAUACUUUGAUGAUAUACCUCCUCUAGAAGAACUAGGAAGGGAAAUAAAGUUUCUUCUUCUGUAUCAUAACUUCAUUCUUACUGGAUCAAGACUGUUUCCUUCCAAUGUAAUUGAAGUCGGAGGUUUCCAUGUUGUCGAUGCAAAACCAUUGACAGGUGAUCUUAAAAAGUUUGUAGAAGAGGCCGAACAUGGAGUCAUCUAUAUUAGUUUCGGGUCCAUCGUCAAAGCUUCUACAAUGCCAGCAGAAAAAGUACAAGAAGUUUUAAAUGUUAUGAAACAACUGCCUCAAAGAUUCGUCUGGAAAUGGGAAGACAAAACUUUGAUGGUAGAUAAAGAUAAACUUUACACGAACAGCUGGCUACCUCAAGUGGAUAUACUAGCUCAUCCAAAGACGUUAGCGUUUUUGUCUCAUGCUGGGAACGGUGGUACAACAGAAGCCAUUCACUAUGGGGUUCCAAUGGUAGCCAUGCCGGUGGGUGGAGACCAGCCCGCUAAUGCAGCAGCUAUCGAAGAAAGUGGCCUCGGAGUGCAGUUACAAAUCCGAGACUUGAAUCAGGAGAACUUACUGAAUGCUUUCAAAAAAGUAUUAGAUCCCAAAUUCCGCCAGAGAGUGAAGGAAGUAUCAAAGGCAUGGCAUGAUCGGCCACUAUCGCCCCUCGACACCGCAGUCUACUGGACUGAAUUUGCUGCCAAAUAUCCCAAUUUCAACUUCAGAACGGCAGCAGCUGAUGUACCAUUCUACCAGUAUAUAAACCUAGAUGUAGCCGCUGUUUUCAUCACAAUAAUUAGUCUAAUAUUGAUUGCAAUUCGAACAGCACUCAAAGUUUGCUGUGGACGGAAAGAAAGUAUAGGAAAAAAUACUAAAAGUAACGAAGUUGAAAAGAAAAAGCCAAAGCGCCAAGCAAGUGCUAUGUACCAAUGCAACUUUUCUAAGUUUGCGAGUUGUAGCGAAACAAGUCAGUCUGGUGCCGGAGGCCACCGAGAACCGGCGCGCACACUGUCCGGCACGUUUGCGCCAACACGAUUUGCGCGCAUUAGAUACUCGACACAACAUUCUCGCGACACCAAAUUCAAGAUGAAACCGAGUGCACUAAUUGUUAUAUUAUUGUCAUUUCUUGUGUUAACAGACUAUGCCUGCAGUCUAAAUAUCCUCGGAAUAUUUCCAUACCAUGGCAAAAGCCAUUUUAUUGUGUUCCGUGUUUUUUUACGUGAACUCGCCAAACGAGGUCAUAAUGUGACUGUUAUUUCUCAUUUCCCAGAACAGGAUCCACCUACAAAUUAUCAUGAUAUUAGUUUAGCUGGAAGUAUAAAAGCCAUAGAGGGCGAAGAACCAUUUGAGAACUCAUACUUCACACUAUUUCUUAUGAGUCAAUUCCUUGCAGACACCGGUGUGGAGAACUGCAAAAUAUUGCUAGCCGACGACAAAGUGCAAAGAUUAAUUAAGGAAAAACCAAAGUUCGACGUAAUUGUUGUGGAACAGUUCAAUAGCGAUUGCGCUUUGGGUAUUGCCUGUAAGUUCCAAGCUCCUGUUGUGGGCAUAAUGUCGCAUAUACUGAUGCCUUACCAUUAUGAAAGAUUAGGAGUCCCUUACAAUCCAGCGUAUGUCCCUUUCCAUUUCUUAGAAGGAGGAACUAAACCCUCAUUGUAUCAUAGAGUGGAGAGAACAAUAUUUGACUUCUACUUUAGAAUGCUUAAUCGUUAUUACACACAAAGGAGUAACCAGAACACGCUUGCUCAAUACUUUGAUGAUAUACCUCCUCUAGAAGAGCUAGGAAGAGAAAUAAAGUUUCUUCUUCUGUAUCAUAACUUCAUUCUUACUGGAUCCAGACUGUUUCCUUCCAAUGUAAUUGAAGUCGGAGGUUUCCAUGUUGUCGAUGCAAAACCAUUGACAGGUGAUCUUAAAAAGUUUGUAGAAGAGGCCGAACAUGGAGUCAUCUAUAUUAGUUUCGGGUCCAUCGUCAAAGCUUCAACAAUGCCAGCAGAAAAAGUACAAGAAGUUUUAAAUGUCAUGAAACGACUACCUCAAAGAUUCGUCUGGAAAUGGGAAGAUAAAACUUUGAUGGUAGAUAAAGAUAAACUUUACACGAACAGUUGGCUACCCCAAGUGGAUAUACUAGCUCAUCCAAAGACAUUAGCGUUUUUGUCUCAUGCUGGGAACGGUGGUACAACAGAAGCCAUUCACUAUGGAGUUCCAAUGGUAGCCAUGCCGGUGGGCGGAGACCAGCCCGCUAAUGCAGCAGCUAUCGAAGAAAGCGGCCUCGGAGUUCAGUUACAAAUCCGAGACUUGAAUCAGGAGAACUUACUGAAUGCUUUCAAAAAAGUAUUAGAUCCCAAGUUCCGUCAGAGAGUAAAGGAAGUAUCAAAGGCAUGGCAUGAUCGGCCACUACCGCCUCUCGACACCGCAGUCUACUGGACUGAAUUUGCUGCCAAAUAUCCCAAUUUCAACUUCAGAACGGCAGCAGCUGAUGUACCAUUCUACCAGUAUAUAAACCUAGAUGUAGCCGCUGUUUUCAUCACAAUAAUUAGUCUAAUAUUGAUUGCAAUUCGAACAGCACUCAAAGUUUGCUGUGGACGGAAAGAAAUUAAAGGAAAAAAUACUAAAAGUAAUAAAGUUGAAAAGAAAAAGGCAAAGCGUGCGUAACAAUACCGGUCACUUAGAAAACUCUGUCGGAUCUAAUUCAAAUACCCAAAAACACGUCGCUACAUUGCAUUGUAUAAACUUCCGAAAAACAAUACUAUAUAUCAUCCACGAGUCGGCCGUCAGCUUGACUGGUCUCUAAUUUACCUAGUUAUUAAAACCGUAAAUAAAAUUAUUUAAAAAAAAUACUUACAUUAUUUCUAUCCUAUGUAAGGAAUUGUUUGUCCUGUAUGGAAAUUGCAUGGUGUAGUUAAAAUGGACUGUAUGUUAGGACCAGAAGUUGUCAUUGAAAUAAAAAAACACGUGUCGAAAAGAUUUUCAUCUUA